Neolamprologus brichardi is the source of this 1452-nucleotide messenger RNA. Its product is annotated as tetraspanin-9. The record is from RefSeq and is a predicted model, not a curated record. Gene Ontology annotation, cellular component: plasma membrane. Lineage: Eukaryota; Metazoa; Chordata; Actinopteri; Cichliformes; Cichlidae.
GGCAUUGAGCCAUGAUAGGAAACUAUGUGAACUAUUCUAACACUCAUAUUUACCCAGCCGGGGUCUUUGACCGGCUCACUAUCUUCCCUUCCCCCGAAAGUCACGCCUCCAGUCCUCCAGUUCUGUGCUCCGCCUUUCUCCCUAGAAAACGUCCUCCUCCUCCAGCCAUAGAGGAAACUUCCGAACGGACUUCGUAGCUUCCAACUGCGGGAUUUGUACGUUAAAAGCCGCUGAUGCUGUGAGGCAGAGCACCAUGCGGACCUCCAGAAGUUAGCGGGGAGAUGAGCGCAAUUUCAUUGACAGCGGUAAACCACUAGAGCUUCUGCGUUCUCCUGCUUGUUCAAGUGUGCCUGUUCGUUCAGUCAUGGCUCGCGGCUGCAUCUGCUGUGUGAAGUACAUGCUCUUCCUCUUUAACCUGCUCUUCUGGCUGGGAGGCUGUGGAUUGCUGGGUGUCGGCGUAUGGCUCUCGGUUUCUCAGGGCAGCUUUGCCACUCUCUCUCCCUCCUUCCCCUCGCUCUCCGCUGCCAACCUCAUCAUCACCCUCGGCACCGUAGUCAUGGUGACGGGUUUCCUGGGCUGCCUGGGUGCCAUCAAGGAGAACAAGUGUCUCCUGCUGAGUUUCUUCAUCGUUCUCCUGAUCAUCCUAUUGGCUGAACUUAUCCUCCUCAUCCUGUUCUUCGUCUACACCGACAAGGUGAGUGAAAAUGCCCGUCAGGACCUGAAAGAAGGCCUGGUGCUGUACAACACGGACAACAACGCCGGCCUGAGGGAUGCUUGGAACACGAUACAGGGAGAGUGGAAGUGCUGUGGCGUGACGAACCACCGUGACUGGCACUCGGCGUUCCAUGAUGACGUGGUUCCUGACCGCUGCUGCCAGCAGGUUUACCCGGACUGUGGACGCAACGCCUCCAAUGUGUUCUGGACACGGGGCUGUUAUGAGAAGGUUGAGGAGUGGCUGGACGACAACAAGCACCUUCUGGGGACUAUUGCGAUGUGUGUGUUGGUCAUACAGCUGCUCGGCAUGGCUUUCUCCAUGACACUUUACCAGCAGAUCCACCGGGCAGGGAAGAAGUACGAAGCCUGAGGGGAUUAAUGGAGGUGUUUCACACAGCUGAGCUAUAUCAUUGUUAUAGUUUUUAAAAAGCCAGUUCUUAUGUGUACCACUACAACCUUAUAUCUUUUUUCCAUCUUUGCACCCAGUUAUUGUUGUGAAUAGCAUUUAAUUUAGUUUUUUUUUUUGUUGUUGUUUUUUUAUAGUUAGCUUUUAUAAAAAUCACAAUAUAUUGUGUUUUUUUUAAUGUAAAGUGAUAACACGAGAAAAAUCAGAACAGAAAGAAAGACUUGGAAUGAUUUAUCAAGUCAUUGAAAGCCACGCGUGUGAGAAAAAUGCUUAGAUAAGGCGAGCGUUGUGUACUAACAUGUUCAAUAAAGAUAAAGAGCACUCUACAGAAA